AUGGCACAAAAGAUAUUGCAAACAGGCCUUUCGGCGGGCAUGUCAGCCGUCUCUGGCUUCCAUUCGUCGAAACCUCAUAAGAUCUCCGAAGACUAUGAUGGCCUCCAGCAUGUAUUGCCCGACAGCUUCAAGCCGUCUCUGGAAAGCCGCUACACUUUACGCGGCCGCAAUGGACAAGAUGUUCAUGUCCCGCUGAUAUCCUGGGGAGCUUGGUCGUGGGGUGACACCAGCACGUUUCACUGGUCUGACGAUGAAUUACCAGCUUUGCGCCAAGCAUGGCAGAGAUGCAUCGAGACGGGCAUGACAUUCGUCGACACCGCUCAAGUCUACGGAAGUGGAAAGAGCGAGGAAAUUCUAGGUGAUUUGAUCAACAACCACAGCUCUGGAAUUGACCGCUCGAAGAUAUUUGUCCAGACGAAGUGGUUGCCAAAUGUCACUGAUCAGGCGACAAAUGCUCUUCACCCCGUCGAUGCACCAGUCAAAGAACUCCGAAACACCCUAGAUCGCAUGAGACUACAGUACGUGGACAGCUACAUGGUCCACGGCCCAAUCCACCUCAGCUCCAUCAAACAAGUCGCUAAGGGUCUAGCGAAAUGUGUCGAAGACGGGAUGACCAAAGCAGUUGGUGUAGCAAACUACUCAGUCGACGACAUGUUGAAGAUGAAAGAAGCCCUAGCCGAGUACGGCAUCCCACUAGCCACGAAUCAAUGCGAAUUCUCGAUCUUACGCCGCCUACCAGAAACGGAAGGUAUGCUCGAAGCAUGCAGGAAGAACGACAUUGUUUUCCAGGCAUAUUCCUCCAUCGCUCAGGGCCGUCUCUCAGGUAAAUACGAUAUUGACAACCCUCCGCCAAAGGAGUACCGAUUCAGUAGCUACGACAUGAAACAUGUUCAGCCUGCGAUCGAUGAAUUGAGGCUCUUGGGCCAGAAGUACGGUGUUAGUGCGGCAUCUGUAGCGAUCAACUGGGUUAUUUGCAAGGGCGCGCUGCCUGUUGUAGGUAUGAGGAAGGAGAGUCAAGCGCAGGAGGACAUAGCGGCGUUGGGAUGGAGGUUGACGAACGAGGAGAUUGCCAAGUUGGAUAGUCUUGGGUUUGAGGGUAAGACGACGAAGUUGUGGCAGCAGGGCUGA
Molecule: messenger RNA, 1128 nt
Organism: Lithohypha guttulata
Lineage: Eukaryota; Fungi; Ascomycota; Eurotiomycetes; Chaetothyriales; Trichomeriaceae
Exons: 1
Coding region: 1-1128 (375 amino acids)
Source: RefSeq, a predicted model, not a curated record